CAACCACAGCGAGAGACAUUAUCCACAUAUGGAGGAAACUUGGAACAAUUGUGAACUUCCCCUGAAAAAAAUUGUUCCAAGAAUCUAUGGUCAACUCAUCACAUGAUAACAUCUAAAACAAAGCAGACAACACUUGCUUCAGUUAAGCUCAAUGUUUAUGGUCUAAAUAUUAUAAAGAGAUAAGGGAGAAAGAGCUUCCAUGUUUGAUUUUUAAGCCAUGUCCAACAGCUCUGAAGAGAAAGAUCAGUAUUUGGGGAGUGAUGUCCAAGGAGCGCAGCCUGCUGCUGAGGCUCCUCAGGAAGCAGAUAUCCUCACUGACUCCCUGGGCCAAGAAGAGAGUCUAAAGGAAAGAGAGGCACAGUCUCUGGACUGUGUGAGGAAAAAAGAGAACACCUCCAGCACUGCUUUUGUAGACUCUGAGGUCUUGAGGUCACAACAAGAUCAGGCCACAGAUUAUUCAUCACAUGCAGGCACAAGAGAGGGCACGGCUCCCACUGAAGCAUCUUAUUCUUCUUCAGACUCUUUGUCAGAAACGCCAAAAGAUGAUUCUGAGAGUGAUUCCUACUCUUCAUCUGUUCAAGCAAAUACGCAACUUUCUUUGAACGAUUCUGACCAUGAAGCUCUGGACACUGAAGCGCAGUUAGAAGCGGUGGGAGUUAUGGCCCAGCAGGACGACGGGGUGGGAGUUAAUGCUAAAAUGUACAAGAGGAAACUCCGAAAGGGGUUGAAGAAGUUGUCAGGACUGAGUUGGCCCAGCAGAGACCGCCUUGCGGUGUUCAGUGACGUCUUUGAUGAUGUAUGUGAAGGCUCGCCAGUAUUUGGACGCAUCCUGAGGGAAAUCAAGACUGAAUAUGAUUUAUACAUCAGUCACUUGAUGGACACCCAUUCCUCACAAGAUAAUGUGCCACUGGAGCCAUUUGUCAACGAUAUCGAUGAUAUUAUAGUCAGUGAUAACGAAUUGGAGGGUGCAGAAAAAGGGGUUUGCAGUCUAGAAGAAGAGGCCAAAAGCGCUCUGGGGGAGAAUAAACGAGCUCAAGAUGAGCUAAAGAACUUUCUGGAUGAAUGCAGUAGCACGAGGAAGACAUCCCUGUCCAGAAAAGAGGACAGCGGGAUGCCCGUCGACGACAGCGACGUCGUCCAGCUCAGGAAACUUCAGAUUCUGAAUGUGUUGGAGGAGAUCCAGCAUUUAGAGGAGGAGAUCCAUGAAAGGAUGGCAUCUGCUGUUGCAAUUUCAGCCACUAAACGAAGAGUCAAAGCUCUACAGGCAGAAACAAUAAAUCUGAUAGUUUCAAAUGACCGUCUGAGGACCCUUAGCAAGGCAGGACAGCUUUUAGUAUUUGACUUUUCUCUGACUAUAAAUUUAAGCAUUAUUAGGUACAGCAGGAUGCUUCACUCUGUGACAUGUCCCUUUAUUUUAAGGAUCUACAGAACAAAAUCACUUUGGUGUUGGACAGAGAGAAGCCAAAAGAGGUCAUCAGACGGAUGCUGUGGAAAGAAAUAGAAAGGGAUCUCCAAAUAAACGACGAAUAGCUUCAGUCAUCAGCAUCUUACAGUCACACAGUAUAUGCAGGAUACAAAAUAUCUGUAACAGGACGAAACUAAACCUAUCCUUUGUCUUCCACUUCACAAGUACACACUUCUUGGUGCUGGUGCAUCAUGGGAAAUUAGAAUAAAAU
Xiphophorus maculatus (southern platyfish) is the source of this 1676-nucleotide messenger RNA. It is a transcript of the gene c22h6orf118, whose product is annotated as chromosome 22 C6orf118 homolog. The record is from RefSeq and is a predicted model, not a curated record. The coding region runs from base 218 to 1501 and encodes 427 amino acids. The transcript is spliced from 9 exons. Lineage: Eukaryota; Metazoa; Chordata; Actinopteri; Cyprinodontiformes; Poeciliidae.